Elaeis guineensis (African oil palm) is the source of this 2986-nucleotide messenger RNA. RefSeq lists its product as uncharacterized. Lineage: Eukaryota; Viridiplantae; Streptophyta; Magnoliopsida; Arecales; Arecaceae. The record is from RefSeq and is a predicted model, not a curated record.
CGACGAAGCCCAAAGAGAGAGAUAGAGGGACGUCAGGGAGACCGGAGACCCACUCCUUUCUCUUUUUUUUUUGCUCUUUAAAUUUUUUCAGUAACAAAGAGAAAUCAAGGGGGUCGGUUUUCGAUUGCCGAACACACACUCUCUCUCCUCCGUUCUUCGAUUCACAUGGGCGACGAGCACAUGUAAUACGACGCGGUCUCGUUUGUUUGCUUCUCUCCCGUCUUCCCUCCUCUUCUGCUGCUGCCACUGCCAACAGUGGGAGUGAGACGACGUUUUCUGCUGGGAUGCUUAAAGGCAGCUCUGGUCACGCUUCUGUGAGAAUCCCGAGAGAGAAACAACGGGGAACGGCGACGAAGGAAGAGGAAAGGACUCGUCUUUCCUUAUAACAGCGAAGGAAGAAGAGGAAAGAUAUCGCCUUUCCCUUCGUUUAAUGUUUAAUCCCCUGUUCCUGCCUGCCACUGUGAAAUAAAUCAAGAAGGAAGGAAGAACAACCAGAGGAAAAGAAAGGAACUCGUAUGACCUCUCUAUCGGAUGGUUGCAGAAUUGGGGGAGCUUUGGAGCGGAGAUCCAUGUCAUGAGAUGAAAGGGAAGGGAAGAAGUUCAUCACGCAUGGAUUGCAAUUGAGAGUACCCCAUUGGAGUGUGACAAUGGGCCAGAUAUAUAUGGAUGAUCAGGAUGUGCUUCAAGAUGAAAAAGCUACACCUGUUAACUCAAAUAAUGAUGUUGGACUCGAAGAAGAUGAUCUUUCAGGUACCACAGCAUCAAAGCACAAGGAGUUUGAGAAGGUGAUUGGUAAGCAUUCUUUGAUUCUUGAUGUAAGAAGGCCAGAUAAUAGUCGAAGAUGCAGCCAAAAUGCACGUUCAUGCAGCAACGAACUGACCAUUCUAGAUCAUAUCAAUUUUUCUAGUCUUGAUACGGACCUCACCCAAUAUUGUGGUGCCACCGAGUAUGGAGCAUCUGAUUCACCAAAUAUUUUCCAUAGGACAGCAUCCUUUUUUAAGAUCCCUGUUAAUCUGAGGUCCAUGGAGUUUUUCAUAAAAAGCUUAAAACGCCAUAGAAGAAUAAAAAGUGCAAAUUAUACGGUAGAAUGCACAUUGGAACCUGGGACAGGAAAUCUAAUCGUUAGUCCUUUGGGACAAUGGGUAUCUGAUUCAAUGGAGAGGACAGGCGAGACAAGGUCCCUAAUGAAAAGCUCACAUGUUUCCCAUUUGGGUGCUGCAGUUUGUAGCACAAGCACAGGUAGAGCAAUUUCAUUCAAUCUCACACAGACCAAUUCUUCAGAAUUGACUAGCUCUCCUUCUGGCCUCUGUAGAAAUUUAGCCCAAGAGCCUGAAACCAAUAUAAUACACCUUGAAAAAUGGAACUCUGAGUUGAAAAUUUCUGAUAAAAUACUUGUUUCUUGCGCACAUACAAAGCCGGCAUGUUCCCACGAGUAUACUUCAGCUGCAAAGCAUUUUGGUUCCAAAGCGCAACUACAAUGUAAAUGGAAGAAUGAGACUCCUCAUUUUGUAUUCACAGUGGGUGAUGAUUUCUGCGAGAUAUAUAUGGCCAAUCCUCAUAAGAUAAAAUCUUCUAUUGGUGAGGCCUUGGAUUACAUCUACUUGUUUCAUUCAAUGGCAGGUAGCAAAACUGAAUUCAGAAACUGUGGGGCUAAUGCAUCGGACUUUGUUGGUAAGAUGAAAGUAUCAAGCUCUCUAAUUCUUAAUGCGAAUUGGUCUAAAAUCAUGGAGACAAAGUUUGUUUUAUUUGCUGCCAACAGUGACCAUUCUAGGGAAAUGCAAAAUUCAGCUUCUGCUCUCAUGAAGCACAAGGGGUUGCCUAAGAAGGAGGGAGGCAUAUUUAGACCGAGUCAUUCGCCCAAACAUAAAUCUACCUGCAGUAAUGAAAUCAGGCCUCAGUCUAAGGGCUUGUCAGGGGAACUAUGUCCUAAUGAAGUUAGCAAUUAUGACAAAUCAGAUCUGGUCAAUCACCUUGAAAGUAACUGCACACCUGAUCUUGAGUUGGCUGCAAUCAUCAUAAAAGAUUAUCUGCAUGAUAACAGUAUAGAGACUGCAACUGGUGGGUGGGGCCUUAAAUUUCUUGAGAAGGCUACAGUCAGUCAUGCUGACGCAUCUCUGGAGCCCUCACUUUCAUUUCAAAGCAGCGAAGAAAACCAUGGCAGGAAUGGAGGGGAACCUGCAAAACGUUUGAAUGUUCUAGUCCCAGCAGGUUUUCAUGGUGGUCCAAUCACCAGAAUUGGUGGCCCAUCUAGUCUUAUUGAAAGAUGGAGAUCUGGUGGGCAUUGUGAUUGUGGUGGGUGGGAUAUUGGCUGUCCUCUCACAAUACUUAACAAUAACAGCAACAGCAACAACUCCAUCCAUUCGAAAUCUUUGCUUGGAGGAGCAACAAGAGGACUGCAACUCAGUCAAUCUAUUCAUAGAGGGCACAAGACAGAGAAAACCAGUUUUGAAGAUGGUGGAUAUGAACAAUGGCCAGUACUUUAUCUACUUCCAGUCUACUCUUUCGGCUUUGCAAUCUUUCUCCAUUGCAUUGUCAAUCAUCCACUCUCAGAUACCUGCUCUCUAUCAAUAACCGUAAACAUCAUCUUGGCUGAGGUUUAUGCAUUUUUACCCAUCCAAUCUUUUGGUUUAGCUGUUACUAUACUAAAUGGAAGAAAAUCUACAAUAUACAUACUUCAAUGUAUAUGUGUACCAUUCUUCAUUCUCUUUUUUUUAGCGGUUGCUAUAUGCUUGAUGUAUAGAGGGACUAAUCUGUUGUCCCUUGCUUGGACGUCUCUUACAAUUUUUUUGAUCUUAUUUAGUAAAUUGAGACAGGCUCAUCUGCAUACAGUAACUGCUUUCAAAUAAUUGGACUCGUGUGCACUGUGUUCUGCGGUUUUAGCCAUAUUAUGAUAUUCCUGAGCUUGUGCACUAUUUUUGUAUGAGAUGAACCUAUGUUAGAGGUAAAUUGGAGCACAAAAUUGUUAAGAGCGAGUCUAUCAUCAAUA